Oryza sativa Japonica Group (Japanese rice) is the source of this 2530-nucleotide messenger RNA. RefSeq names its product neutral/alkaline invertase 1, mitochondrial-like. The record is from RefSeq and is a predicted model, not a curated record. Gene Ontology annotation, biological process: sucrose catabolic process. Lineage: Eukaryota; Viridiplantae; Streptophyta; Magnoliopsida; Poales; Poaceae. Gene Ontology annotation, molecular function: sucrose alpha-glucosidase activity; endo-alpha-N-acetylgalactosaminidase activity. Gene Ontology annotation, cellular component: mitochondrion.
GCUUUCCUCCACCACCUAAACCGCACCGAACCCCGCUCGCACUUUCGCAGAAACACCCCUCACCGACCCCGUAUUUACAUUAAAGUUACCUACCUUUCCUCUUUAUUGGAUUUUUUGCGGAGAGCCCCCUGGUAAGUUUGUGAUUAUCGCAUCGGUGCCCUUCGCCGGAGCUGUGGGUGGUGCCCUCUAUGAAUGGUCAAACCCCGAUGGGGCUCGCCGCCGCCGCCGCAGCCGCAGUGAGGCCGUGCCGCCGGAGGCUGCUGUCGUCGGCCACGGCGGCGGCGGCGGCGGCGACGGUCGCCACCGCGACCCCGCUGUUCCCCAGAUGCCCCCACCCGCACCACCACCUCCACGGCCGCCGCCUGCCCUUCCUCGCAUCCGCGGCGUCGCAGCAGCAGCAGCAGUCCGGGCAGACCGCCGCCUCGCCGGCGACCCCACCUAUACCCUCCGAUCCCCGCGCCGCCGUCUCCGGCAACCUCCCCUUCUUCGACCGCGUCCUCUUCCCGGACACGUUCCCGGUCGAGACCCCACCGCCCUCGUCGGCGGCGGCGUCCGCGGCGGCUGCGGCCGAUGAGGAGGUGGCGUCGGCGCUCAAGGCGAGGGAGGAGACGGAGGCGGAGCGGGAGGCGUGGAGGCUGCUGAGGAGGGCGGUGGUGAGCUACUGCGGCGAGCCGGUGGGGACGGUGGCGGCGGAGGACCCCGAGUGCACGGAGACGCUCAACUACGACCAGGUGUUCAUCAGGGACUUCGUGCCCUCGGCGCUCGCCUUCCUCAUGCGCGGCGAGACCGAGAUCGUCCGCAACUUCCUCCUCCACACCCUGCAGCUGCAGAGCUGGGAGAAGACUGUUGAUUGUUACAGCCCUGGGCAAGGCUUGAUGCCAGCUAGCUUUAAGAUUAGGGCUGUGCCUCUUGAUGACAAUAACGAAGCAUUUGAGGAAGUUUUGGACCCUGACUUUGGAGAGUCAGCUAUUGGACGUGUAGCUCCGGUGGAUUCAGGACUUUGGUGGAUUAUUUUGCUGAGGGCAUACUGCAAGAUUACAGGGGACAAUGCACUGCAGGAAAGAGUAGAUGUGCAAACCGGCAUUAAACUUAUCUUAAGCUUGUGUUUGUCCGAUGGGUUCGAUAUGUUUCCAACUUUACUGGUCACAGACGGAUCAUGCAUGAUAGACAGGAGGAUGGGAAUACAUGGGCACCCCCUUGAAAUUCAAGCUUUGUUCUACUCUGCCCUACGAUGCUCACGAGAAAUGCUUGUUAUGAACGAUGGGUCAAAAAACCUCCUUCGUGCCAUUAAUAACAGGCUGAGUGCGCUGUCCUUUCAUAUUAGGGAAUACUACUGGGUUGACAUGAAGAAGAUAAAUGAGAUAUACAGAUACAAAACAGAAGAAUACUCUCAUGAUGCAACAAACAAAUUCAACAUUUAUCCUGAGCAAAUCCCUUCUUGGCUUGUUGACUGGAUUCCUGAAAAAGGUGGCUAUCUCAUCGGGAACCUGCAGCCAGCUCACAUGGAUUUCAGGUUCUUCUCUCUCGGCAACCUUUGGGCAAUAACUUCAUCUCUAACUACUCCAAAACAAGCUGAGGGAAUACUUAGCCUUAUUGAUGAGAAAUGGGAUGAUCUCAUAGCAAACAUGCCCCUCAAGAUAUGUUACCCCGCAAUGGAAGAUGAUGAAUGGCGCAUUAUUACCGGCAGUGAUCCUAAGAACACCCCAUGGUCAUAUCAUAAUGGUGGAUCCUGGCCAACGCUGCUGUGGCAGUUUACAUUGGCCUGUAUCAAAAUGGGAAGACCAGAGUUGGCCCGAAGAGCCAUUGCUGUGGCCGAGGAGAAGCUGGCAGCUGACAAAUGGCCAGAGUACUAUGACACCCGCUCUGGAAGAUUCAUCGGGAAGCAAUCUCGGUCAUAUCAGACAUGGACUAUUGCUGGUUUUCUGACCUCUAAGAUGCUAUUGGAAAACCCCGAGCUGGCUUCUAUUCUGACCUGCGAUGAGGACCUCGAGCUGCUUGAAGGCUGUGCAUGCUGCCUUUCUAAGAAGAGAACUAGGUGCUCACGCCGUGCAGCCAAGUCCCAUGUCGUCGAGUAAAACAGCAGAGUCCCUUUUAUACAUGCUACUCUGCACGCACAAGUAUACUACGAGUACUUGUCGACAAUUAACUUGAGACGAACACACUAUAGCCAUGUACAUUAGUAUAGGUUUACACUAGAUAUCCAUCCAUUCAUUUUCCUCGAUGCGCGCUCAUUCGUUUUUGCUGAGCUGCCAUCGAUGGGAUUGGAGCUACCCUGGGUGAUACCGGUGGUCGACGAGAGCAACACCGAUUCAGGUCUGUGGCUCUCGUGUACACAGGAAAUUGAAGUUUGUUGUUGUGUUCGGUCCACCAGCAGCUCCUAAUUCGGGAGUGCUGCGAAGCCCUAACCAUUGUAUCCAUUGUCAUUAUUUAAGCUGUAUCUUGUAUCACUUGGCAAACUGAACCAAGACACCAUUUUCCUGUUAUCUUGAUGAAAUAUAACAAUGCUAUGAAUGUUAUGAUUAUCGAUUUA